AUGGAGCUGAGCGCAGAGAAUCUUGCUCUGCACGACACGGAUGACCGGGAGUUUGAUUCUAGCGACGAUGACUCAGAGUACACUUACGAGACAGAUCUUGUGUACCACGACCCGCAGAAGGAGUGGGAGGAGAACCUUGUGCAGUGCUUGGGCGACGGUUUGCCAACUACGUGUGGAUGAAGAUCGCUAGUCGUAUUUAUUCGUGAGCGUGUACAUAUUAACGUUGAUACAGCAUUAGUUUGAGUAGGAGGCCCUCACUCUUGAGCCUGAUGUUCGGGUUGAGAGCUUUGAGGAUCUUGAUUAGUUUGUUGACGAUCGAAACAUUUAGCAGCAUAACAAGGCCUGCAACGGAUGGAUUAGGCUGGCCGACGCGUUUGAAGAACGUAAUGAAUAGUAAAAAGGUGUUUUUGAUCACAAAUCUCAGGUCGGGCAGAUACUCGUCUGACCGUUUUAUCGGGACCUCCGACAAGUUGUUGAUGUACACAUUGGAUGACAACAAUGUGAUGAGGUUCUCGACGGUCAUGUUUGUAUCUGUAAGCUUGUACCCAAGUUCUAGAAAGCUGUGGAAAUCAAUGGUACGGACGGUGACGUCGGAGCCGGCCGGCUGUCGUGAGGUCGAGUUGAGGUGAGUGAACAAGUCCUCGGCACUUAUGUUGAACGAUUCCGGGGACAUAAGGACGUCGACCAGCUCGCUGAGCACGGCGAUUUCUG
Messenger RNA from Ogataea polymorpha, 711 nucleotides. RefSeq lists its product as uncharacterized. The transcript is spliced from 2 exons. The coding region runs from base 270 to 629 and encodes 119 amino acids. The record is from RefSeq and is a predicted model, not a curated record. NCBI's taxonomy places the organism in Eukaryota, Fungi, Ascomycota, Pichiomycetes, Pichiales, Pichiaceae.